GGGCAAUAACUCAUCUCCCUACCACCUCUGCUGCAGCUACUGCUGUUCCAGAACCUUCUUGCUUAAUUCUGCUGCAUCCUGACCCACUGUCUAUCAGGAGCAGUUCUUGGAUCCCAAGGGCUUUAUUAAUGUUUGACCUGCCCACGGUGGCCCCGUUAGACAUGGAGGACAGCUGGGUGACUUUCCAGGCCGAGGGAGAUCAGGGGCAAGAUUCCUUUUCUAGCUCAGUUAACCUGGAUGAUAGCCUCACCAGCCUGCAGUGGCUACAAGAAUUCUCCAUACUCAAUGCCAACGUGGGUAAGACGCCUUCAUCAUCUGGGGACUCCCAUGGUUACAGGCACCUGUCUGGCGCUCCCUGUUCUCCUCUGGCUGCUGACCCCGCUUGCCUGGGCAUGCCACAUACUCCAGGAAAACCCAUAUCCUCAUCCACCUCACGGGCAUCCCACUUGGGGCUCCAGCCAAUGGAGGAGAUUGACUACAAAACCAACCCGCAUGUAAAGCCCCCUUAUUCAUAUGCCACCCUUAUCUGUAUGGCAAUGCAAGCAAGCAAGAAGACCAAGAUCACACUGUCUGCCAUUUACAAGUGGAUCACGGACAACUUCUGCUACUUCCGGCAUGCAGAUCCCACCUGGCAGAAUUCUAUUAGACACAACCUCUCCUUAAAUAAGUGUUUCAUCAAAGUCCCUCGGGAAAAAGACGAGCCAGGCAAAGGAGGCUUCUGGAAGAUUGAUCCACAAUAUGCCGAUCGCCUCAUGAACGGAGCCAUGAAGAAGCGACGACUUCCACCUGUCCAGAUCCAUCCGGCCUUUGCUAGUGCUCAGGCUGCAGCCUCCAGUAAUGGCAACAGAGCUUCUGCCUGGCAGAUGAGUGUUAAUUCAGAGUCCCACAAACUGCUGAAGGAGUUUGAGGAGAUAACAAGUGAGCAAAGCUGGAAUGCACUAGGAGAACAUGGCUGGAAUGCCAUAAGUGAUGGGAAAUCUCACAAGCGCAAGCAGCCAUUGCCCAAACGCAUGUUUAAGGCUCCACGCCUCUCCAGCUCCCCUAUGCUCUCCCAAGAGGAGCAAACGGAAUUGGGGUCCUUGAAAGGUGAUUUUGACUGGGAAGUUAUCUUCGACUCUUCAAUCAAUGGAGUUAACUUCUCGGCCUUUGAGGACCUAGAAGUCACCCCUCCCCUGAGUCCAGUUUCACGCUCUGUUGACCUCACCGUUCAUGGAAAGCACAUUGACUGCCCACAGCAGUGGUACCCGAUGGGACAGGACCAAGCGGUGGCGCAAAACAGCUUGGAUUUUGACGAAACCUUCCUUGCCACCUCCUUCCUCCAGCACCCUUGGGAAGAGAACAGGAAUGAUUAUCUGUCAAACUCUGCCAAUAUUGAACAGCUUUUUGAUCUCAAUGAUGCAUUUCCUGCAGAGCUCAAUGACUGGCCUGCCUUGGGUUCCUAUAUAUAACGUUGCCAUACUGAACUUACAGAGACACAAAUAGACAUUUAUAUAAAUAAAUAAAUAUAUAUUUACUAAAAAGGACAUUUAUGAACAUUUUAAAUAAAGGUAAAUCCUUUUGCAGAGCAGAGGGUACCGAUUCUGGAGUUUACACGGUUUGGGUAUAGAUAGGGUCUAUCCCGCUGAGAUUUCCUCCAGUGGCCUGAGCUAACGGGCGGCACAUACGCUGGACAGAAGACCAUGACGCUUCCUCUGUCCAUGAUGAAAAGAACAAUACUUAAAGAACCUUUUUGUACUUAUUUUUCUAGGUGUUACCAUUGUAUUCUGGGAAGGGUGAGAUACAGACAAUGUGAUAUCAGAUCAGUCUGAUGUAUGAUCAGUUCUGAAAUAUGUGCAAUGUGCCCUUCCCUUUUCUUUUUCUCUUGCUCUCUCCCGGAGGCUGAAAAAUAUAUCCAUUGACUAUGUCGAUUUUUUAAUAUUUUUUUACCCAACAGCAGUGGAAAUGGGAGACAAAAAAAACGUAUUAGGCAAA
Messenger RNA from Xenopus laevis (African clawed frog), 1971 nucleotides. It is a transcript of the gene foxj1.L, whose product is annotated as forkhead box J1 L homeolog. Lineage: Eukaryota; Metazoa; Chordata; Amphibia; Anura; Pipidae. Gene Ontology annotation, molecular function: DNA-binding transcription factor activity, RNA polymerase II-specific; RNA polymerase II cis-regulatory region sequence-specific DNA binding; DNA binding. Gene Ontology annotation, biological process: regulation of DNA-templated transcription; regulation of transcription by RNA polymerase II. Gene Ontology annotation, cellular component: nucleus. The record is from RefSeq and is marked provisional.